AUGGGCGGUCUUGGCCGCCUGGGUUCUCCUCGUUUACUGAGCACAGAAACGCGUAGCGCUACAGGCUCCUAUUCCUCCAGCGCUUUGCUCACAGCAAUCUUUGCUACGGCGGCUGUCAGUGGUAUCGGCGGAUUUGUGUAUGCGACAGGCAACAUACCGAUCUUUGUAGGAGUCGGCGCAAGCAAUGCCAACAGGGCAACGUCGACAAUAUCUCAGUACGGGAGCUCAGAUGACUUCAAGAUUGGGGUAGAAGAACUGCGAGCGUCUUUCGCGGACGGCAUGGUAUCCACCAAUCCGGACGACCUUCUUUCGCAUGGGAUAUCGGCAAAUGUGUGGCACGCCGGACUUCCACAUACAGUUGUCGUAUACCCUGCCUGUACGGAAGAUGUCGUCAAGGUUGUCAAGAUUGCGAACAAGUAUCGUAUGCCAGUAAUACCUUACAGUGGCGCUACUAGCAUUGAAGGCCAGUUCUUGGGCAAUGAAUACGGUGGUAUCUGUGUCGAUGUUUCUGGUAUGGAUAAAAUCUUGGAGAUAAAUGAGGCCGAUUCGGAUGUCGUCUGUCAACCUGGUCUUGGCUGGAUGGACCUCAAUGAUAUUUUGAAGGAUAAGGGCAUCCCUUUGUUUUUCCCGCUCGACCCAGGACCUUCGGCCACACUGGGUGGUAUGCUCAGCACUGGUUGUUCCGGAACAAACGCCGUCAGGUAUGGCACAGCCAGGUCGGAAUGGUUCAUCAACGCGACGGUCGUUCUACCCUCUGGAGAAGUCAUCAAGACUCGUCGCAGAGCUCGAAAAUCGUCGGCUGGCUUCGACCUGACUAAGUUGUUCAUAGGCGCUGAAGGCACCCUAGGCAUAAUCACGGAAGUUACGGUGAGGCUCGCUCCCGUCUUGCCUUACAAGGUGGCCACCGUCCAGUUUCCGAAUGUACGCAGUGCAACGGAUGCCGUCGUUGAGGUGUUGAACAAGGGUGUCGGAAUUCAGUGCAUCGAGCUAGUAGACACGGAGUUCAUCAAAGCCACCAACCAACUCGGACCAAACGCCGCCACGCGUCAAUAUCCACCUACCGAGCACAUAUUCUUCAAACUUCAAGGACCUUCCGCAAGCUCUAUCGAAGAGACAGCGAGGAUAGUAAAACAGGUAGCGGAGAAGCACGGCGGGAAGAACUGGAAAUUGGCGAAGAACGACCUGGAAGGAGAGGACAUGUGGUUGGACAGGAGACAUGCAUACCCUACGGGGUUGGCGUAUGGUGGACCGGGGUCGAAGGGGUGGCCGACGGACGUAUGUGUGCCCAUAUCAAAGCUCCCACAGUUGAUCCAAGAAACACAGGACGACAUCAAAUGCAGUGGUCUCAAGAGCAUCAUAGUCGGUCAUGCAGGCGACGGAAAUUUCCACGCUCUGAUUGCCUUCAAAAACGACGAAGAACGCGAAGCAGUUCAAAAACUCGUGCAUAAUCUAGUACGCCGUGCGAUUGCAUUGGAUGGUACCUGUACUGGUGAACACGGCGUUGGGAUAAGCAAGAAGGAAUUCUUAUAUGAUGAACUUGGAGAGGGGACAGUCGAGCUCAUGAAGACGAUCAAGCGGGCGAUAGAUCCUUUGGGUCUAUUCAACCCUGGGAAGGUCCGUCUUCGUCUUACUUUUUACUCGAAAGUCCUCCUCGCUUGUACUUACAAACUGAGCAAAAAAUUUUGUUCCUCAACAGCUGUAUCCCGAUAA
Stereum hirsutum FP-91666 SS1 is the source of this 1710-nucleotide messenger RNA. RefSeq lists its product as uncharacterized. NCBI's taxonomy places the organism in Eukaryota, Fungi, Basidiomycota, Agaricomycetes, Russulales, Stereaceae. The coding region runs from base 1 to 1710 and encodes 569 amino acids. The transcript has 12 exons. Gene Ontology annotation, biological process: lactate catabolic process. Gene Ontology annotation, molecular function: D-lactate dehydrogenase (cytochrome) activity; FAD binding; D-lactate dehydrogenase (NAD+) activity. The record is from RefSeq and is a predicted model, not a curated record. Gene Ontology annotation, cellular component: mitochondrion.